CACAAAACAACGGUCAUCUCGGGCCGUUGGAUCUGGAAUUUGGGUGUUCCCAGGUUUUUCAUCACUUUCAACAACGGACAACAAGUUCCCUCUACAUCGUACUGGUACGAUCCACACAAAGUCAUCAGACACUGGAACUUGCCAAGACAAGCCAUGGGUCGAACUGCUCCUUCAAUCCUGCUACUCCUUGUGUUUCUGCUGGUAGCUUUGCCCGAAGCGUCGAGUCGAGGAUUCUUUCGAAGCAAUGAUGACCAAGAUGAUAAUGAUCUAGUUGGCGAAGGGCAGGGCAUUGUUGGAGGCUCAAAAGCAGAAGACAGUGAAUUUCCAUGGUUUGCGGCGUUCGUCCCAUUGGUUCAAUGUGGAGGAACGCUGAUAGCGCCCGAUCGAGUUUUGACUGCGGCUCAUUGCAUCCAACGAGGUGCCCCUACCAAUGUGAGGAUUGGGCCCACAACCCUCAGCAAUGGCGAAAACAUUGCCGUCACUUGUGGAAUGUAUCAUCCUGAUUACAGAGUUGGAGCUAGUGGGGAUCUGUUCAAUGAUGUUGCUGUACUAAAGCUGUCAACUUCGUCGAGUGCUACCCCAAUAAAACUGAACAGCAAUCUAAAUUAUCCUUCCACGAGCGGUUCGCCACUUCAAGUAGUUGGGUUUGGGGCAACGAAAGAAGGUGGAUCCACUUCCAAUGUACUGAAGAAGCUUGGAACCUAUUUUCAAACAAUAGAAUCUUGCCAGGGCAACUAUGGGAAUGUCGAAUUUGGAACUCAUGUUUGUGGAAAUGUUGAUAAUGAAGGCGACUGUCAAGGCGACAGCGGAGGCCCGCUCUUUGAUGCGACUGAAACACAAAUUGGUAUUGUAAGCUAUGGGAUUGGAUGUGCCAGACCCAGCGAGGAUGUAUAUGCCGGUGUUGCCAAGUACCAUGAUUGGAUUCAAGAGCAAAUCAACAAUGACGAAUGCAAUGUGCAAGCUUCCUGCGGUUUCUUGGCCUCUUUUUUUGGUUGUCUCGAUCGUGCCAGAGACUUUGUUUUAGGCAGCAUUUUUUGAUAAGAUCCCAUCCAGAAACAAGUGGCAUCACAAGUAAUCACGGUGCAGCAUCGUAGCUGCUGUACGGCAAGCACCAUCAACAACAAACACUUGAAGGGCACAGACGCCUUGUACAGGCUGGCGGGCUGGCGGCUACAAUAAGCUAGAAAUCCUGUCCGUGAACAAUACACGUAUCCAGAACCGCAUGAAAGUUAGCGAAGAAUGUAGAAUUCCGCCCAUGCAUUCUGUCAGAGACUAUUGUAGACUUUCAGGUUUGUUGACCAGAAGAGUAUUGUGCUGUUGGCUUGCAAGUCCAGCAAAGGCAUCUUCCAGACUCUGAAACCAGCGUUUUUCCAUAGCCUCAACUCAGCCAGCCAUGCAAGUCCAACUACAGCAACCCCGGGCACGGGCACCUUUUCCUGCACAUCCGGUACCGAACGCCACCAAUCCAUACCUACUUGUAGGUACUGCCGAAUACUCAAAAGCAAGCGCCGUGCCUUCAAGUGUUCGCCACCAGGAAGCACCAAAGAAACCCCAGGGAUGAAGCACAUCAAUCCAAAAAGUAUCCUGCACCAGGUAGCAGUAGAAGGAAGCAACAAUGGCGACCUGGCCAAAGAACUGGAACUUCAAACUGGCUGGCCAGAGUUCCAGUGGCGAGUGUCAACAAGUACUAAAAUAAUUACUACUACAUGUAAUCAUUGUGAUCAAUC
This is a messenger RNA of Seminavis robusta, 1727 nucleotides long. Lineage: Eukaryota; Bacillariophyta; Bacillariophyceae; Naviculales; Naviculaceae. The record is from the annotation of a GenBank genome assembly.